CCUGAAAACAAAUUUAUAAACAAACCAUGAAAAUUUUUUUUCUCACAAUAAGUAUAGUUGAUCAAAUACUGAAUUGAGUUUUUAACUUUCUAUGAUUCACCCAACUUACUAAAUGUCAAAUAAAUAAAUAACUAAAUUUGCAGAGCUAAAAGCAUAAAAAAAAAGAAAAUACGUGGUAGGAAAUUGAGUCUCUAGGACCGUACUCAUUUGGCACAUUUUUCACGACCAUAACACAUAUACAAAAGUAGUGCAUGAUUUCUCAAUUGCAUGAUUUUUCAGAUUUAAUGAAAGCUUUUGCGGUUAUGUAAAAUUAAAAACAAGUUGCUUUCAGGAAGUUUGGUCACAUUAAGCUCUCUAAUUACGUGGUUACGCCUUAUAGGAGUGUAGGGGAACACGGUUUGCGUGAAUCUUCUUGGGUUGGUAGGUUGGAACUGAUGAGUUCUUAACAUGCAUACACAUGCAUACACAUGCAUUCUGUGGUUCGUCUCAAUCUACGUUGCGAUGUGUACAAUUAGACAAAUGGACGUAAUCAAUAAUACACGAACGUAAAAAAUAGCAACGACAAAAGAGGUUAGUAGCCCAAACCGUAAGCGAUUGAUAACCGGGAAAUUUCGAGGAUAAUGCAUUUUCCAAUAAAAAGUUUCUUCAAAAGGCGGGUCCUCCUCUAGCAAGAUAUAAAUAUGAGUGCGCAACCCAUUCGAGUUACUAACGGUUCGGAUUUUUACUCAUACGCUUCUGGAAUUCUUCAAGAACAACACACAAGAUCCUCAUGGCAAGACGGAUCGAAAUUUCAAAGCUUCUCGCGCCGUGUUUGCUGAUUUUAGUGGCGCUGCAGCUAUUUGAACCGAAAACCAGCGUAUCGGCAGAAAGCAAUCUAAGAGAUGUCUACGCCGACUACUUUCAAAUAGAAGACGGAGAUUUUACUGAAAUGGAUUACUUUGAUGAACGUUUAGAUGCAUCUGACAUUGACAGACACGGUUCAAAACAUCGUCGUUUCAAAUUGCGAAACAAACAUAAGAAGAAAAAGUUCAGCUACGGUGCACCAUCACAAUAUGACCCGGCCAAUUAUUAUCAAUCUCCUACGCCCCAUAAAAGACCGUUGGACGGUAAAUAUGGUGUACUCAAGACUCAAAGCAUCGUAACGCCACCAAAGUAUAGAGCUCCACAUCAUCCACCGACACGCCACCAGGCUGCCAUUCCUGUAGCUUCACGCACCCCAGGUUCCAGGCAUCCAGUUUCACGUCCACUAGUUCAUCGCCAACCAGCUUCACAUCCCCAUGUUUCAAUUCCCCAUGUUUCAAUUCCCCAUGUUUCAAUUCCCCAUGCUUCACAUCCCCAUGCUUCACAUCCCCAUGCUUCACGUCACCCUGCUUCGCAUCACCCUCCUCCACAAUCCGCUACUUUACGUCCCACCCAAUCACGCCCUACACUUUCACGACCUACACCUUCACGUCCUUCGACCCCACGGCCUACACCUUCACGCCCUGCGACUACAAGUCCUAAACCUUCACGCCCUGCGACUUCAAGUCCUAAACCUUCACGCUCUACACCUUCGAGUCAAACAUUUUCAAAUUUUGAAUUAUCUCUUCUUCCACUUUCACACCCCGUACUCUUUGGUCCUGAAGGUUUACGCCUUCAAACCUCGCGUCCCAAAGUUUCACAAUCCCCAACUUAUGGCUCCUCUUCUUCCCAAUCCACAACUACACGAUCUCCAACUAAACGUUCUUCGACUUCACGUCCAUCAACUUCACGAUCUCCAACUAUACGUUCUUCGACUUCACGUCCAUCAACUUCACAGACCCCAGCUUCAUAUCCUCCAACUUCCACUACCCUAGCUCCCAGUACCACGGUUUACAGUUCUCCAACAUCCAGUACGACAACAAGUUCUUCAACUUAUUCCAGUACUCCGACUUACAGUUCUUCAGAAUCCAAUGCCCCAACCUACAUCCCUACCACGACAAUUGCAACAGAAUCUAGGUCUCCAGCUUCUAGUACUCCCAAAACCAAGAAGAGUCAAUCGAAAAAGAAAUCAAGUGAUUCAAGUUUAUCUAAACCUGAGAAUGGCCCAAUCAAGUUAACGCAAGAAAUCCCAAUCGAGCCAGUUGACAUCCCUAAAGCGACUUCUUUGUCGUCGGCAUCUGUGUCUAACAAAGAUGACACCGGAUUUUUUUUCAGACCUACGAACAGUUUUCCCAAUUUCUUUAAACAGCUACUGCAAGGUUAAGAACGAGUUGGAAAUGUAACAAGUCGCCAAACACAUUUGAGAAACUAUAGACAUUCCGUUGUCCAUAGUUUCACCUCUUAAUUUAUUAAGCCCCAAACUAAUUUAAAUUCCUUGUCAAGAAGUAGUGAAGCAAACAGGACUAUAUACACUUUCCCGUUGUGCCUUUUCAAAUUUGUUCUAUUAUUGAAUUGUUUUGUUUGCUACUUCUAGUUGUUUAAAUUAUUCGGAAGAGCUUGGCAAUUUCGACCCUAAAUGCCCAGGAUGGCAACAUAGACGCCAAAUUCGAUAUUUACUGUAUUGAACUUUCAAUGUUUCUUGUACCCUAAUUCUCCAUUAUCCUUUUUUUUUUUCAUUUCAGAAAUACAAUUAAAUUACAUAUCAAA
Daphnia magna is the source of this 2607-nucleotide messenger RNA. Its product is annotated as adhesive plaque matrix protein. The transcript is spliced from 2 exons. Lineage: Eukaryota; Metazoa; Arthropoda; Branchiopoda; Diplostraca; Daphniidae. The record is from RefSeq and is a predicted model, not a curated record. Bases 770 to 2224 code for a protein of 484 amino acids.